This is a messenger RNA of Trifolium pratense (red clover), 933 nucleotides long. Its product is annotated as F-box/LRR-repeat protein 4-like. Lineage: Eukaryota; Viridiplantae; Streptophyta; Magnoliopsida; Fabales; Fabaceae. The record is from RefSeq and is a predicted model, not a curated record. The coding region runs from base 1 to 933 and encodes 310 amino acids. The transcript has a single exon. Gene Ontology annotation, biological process: SCF-dependent proteasomal ubiquitin-dependent protein catabolic process. Gene Ontology annotation, cellular component: SCF ubiquitin ligase complex.
AUGAAAAGUAAGAGAACAUCUUCUUCUUCACAACAACAACUGCUUUCUUCCCCAAAAUCAACAGUAAUGGUUGAAGCAGCAGAAGAUGAUUUUUAUUUACCUGAUGAGUGCUGGGAACAUGUAUUCAAGUUCUUCAUUAUAGAUAAAGACAACAACAACGACAACAACUACUACAACCAGUUCUAUCGUUACUUGAAGUUGGAGUCUCUCUCGCUCGUCUCCAGACAGUUUCUUUCCAUAACCAACCGUCUCCUAUUAUCUAUUCGUAUUAAUGGUCGAACACUCCCUUUUCUUCCUCGCCUCUUCCAAAGGUUCACCAACCUCACCUCCCUCGAGCUUAGAAACUACUGCGGUGACAUCCACAAGUAUCUUGACCAAUUAUCUGGUUUCUCAUUGAAUUAUGAAAGCACCAUUCCCGCUAAUGGGUUGCAAGCUAUCUCUCAAAACAUUUCAAAUUUAACCUCUCUUAAAUGUUACUCCGUUGAUUUUCUCAAUAAUAACACUAACAUGUUCCACAUCGCCCAUUGUUUCCCCAAUCUGCAGAUGCUUGAUUUGAGCUGUUGCUUUAACGUACCUGCAGAAGGUAUUGGUCAUGUUUUAAACACAUGUUGUAACAUUAGACAUUUGAACUUAAAGCUCUGUUGUGGUGUCAAACUACAUGGAAUGAACUUUAAAGCUCCCAAGCUUGAGGUGUUGAAUUUGUCAUAUACAAUAGUUGAUGAUGAAACACUCUAUAUGAUCUCAAAGAGUUGUCGUCAACUUUUGCAACUAUACCUUCGACAUUGUUAUUGUGUCACAGAAAAAGGAGUAAAACAUGUAGUAGAAAACUGCACACAACUUAGAGAGAUCGAUUUAAGGGCUUGUACUGGAGUGCAUGCUCAUGUCGUUGAAUCAAUGGUAUCUUCAAGGCCAUCAUUGAGAAAGAUAGUAUGA